Penaeus chinensis is the source of this 1622-nucleotide messenger RNA. RefSeq names its product NADH-ubiquinone oxidoreductase 49 kDa subunit-like (gene ND-49). The transcript has 9 exons. NCBI's taxonomy places the organism in Eukaryota, Metazoa, Arthropoda, Malacostraca, Decapoda, Penaeidae. The record is from RefSeq and is a predicted model, not a curated record. Gene Ontology annotation, molecular function: NADH dehydrogenase (ubiquinone) activity; NAD binding; quinone binding. Gene Ontology annotation, biological process: mitochondrial electron transport, NADH to ubiquinone. The coding region runs from base 1 to 1341 and encodes 446 amino acids.
AUGUAUACCAAGUGGAAUUUUUCUUUAUUUUUACCCAGUUCAAAGAGGGGAGCAGCAAAAUGGUACCCAGACCCUGAAUGGAUUAAACAGUUUGAUGGACCAGUAAUGGUGCCAUAUGAGGGCCAGAGUCUGGAGAUGCCAAGCUGGAAUUCCAAGCUUGCACCUGUGGAGAAGAAAGUGCGCAACAUCAGCAUCAACUUUGGCCCUCAGCAUCCAGCUGCUCACGGUGUGCUCCGACUGGUUUUGGAGUUAGAUGGUGAGACAGUUGUGCGAGCUGAUCCCCACAUCGGUUUGCUCCAUCGUGGUACAGAGAAGCUUAUCGAGUACAAGACCUACACACAGGCUCUGCCCUACUUUGAUCGACUGGAUUAUGUCUCAAUGAUGUGCAAUGAGCAGGCCUAUUCCUUGGCUGUAGAAAAGCUCCUGGGCUUGGAAGCUCCCAUUAGGGCCAAGUACAUUCGCACCAUGUUUGCUGAGGUUACUCGUAUCCUGAAUCACUGUAUGUUCCUGGGAGCUCAUGCCUUGGAUAUUGGUGCUCUUACCCCCUUCCUCUGGCUCUUUGAGGAGCGUGAAAAGAUGAUGGAAUUCUACGAAAGGGCAUCUGGAGCUCGGCUUCAUGCUGCUUAUGUGCGACCUGGUGGUGUUGCUUUUGAUUUACCAAUUGGCCUGAUGGAUGACAUCUAUGAAUUUAUCAGCAAGUUUGGUGAGCGUCUGGAUGAAGUAGAGGAUGUACUCACCAAUAAUCGUAUUUGGAGGCAGCGAAUCAUUGACAUUGGAACAGUCUCAGCUGAGGAUGCUCUUAAUUAUGGCUUUAGCGGUGUGAUGCUUCGUGGAUCAGGCAUCAAGUGGGACUUGCGUAAAGCUCAGCCUUAUGAUGCUUAUGAUCUGGUGGAGUUUGAUGUUCCUGUUGGGAAGAAUGGAGAUACAUAUGACAGGUAUUUGAUCCGUGUAGAAGAAAUGCGUCAGUCCCUCAGCAUCAUUGAACAGUGCUUGAACCAGAUGCCUCCGGGUGAAGUUCGUGUGGAUGAUGCAAAGGUUACCCCCCCAAGGAGAGCAGAAAUGAAGACAUCCAUGGAAGCCUUGAUUCAUCACUUCAAGGUAUUUACACAAGGCUACCAAGUGCCACCAGGUGCCACCUACACUGCUGUUGAAGCACCCAAAGGAGAGUUUGGUGUCUAUCUUGUAUCGGAUGGAUCUUCAAGGCCAUACAGGUGUAAGAUCAAGGCUCCAGGAUUUGCUCACUUGGCUGCUACUGAUAUGGUUGGAAAGAACCACAUGUUGGCUGAUAUUGUAGCCAUUAUUGGUACCCUGGAUAUUGUGUUUGGUGAGGUAGAUCGUUAAGUUUGGAAUGGCCUAAAUCCUUGGAAAAACAUUGUAAAUAUAUCUGUCAAGAUUUACAGGUUUUGUAUUAAAGGCAGAUGCAUUCUGGAUUUGGUUUAUAUCAAACUUGUUGAUUUUGACAGUGCUGCUUAAAGUAAAACAGAGAAUAUUGUACUACAAGUAACAGAUUGAAGUAGAACAAGGGAAAAACUGAGACUUGUUGGAGCUUGGUUGUACAAAGGGCAAGCUCAUAUCUCACAUGUACAGAAGUAUUUAAUGACAAAUAAUAUUGAUGGAUUUUA